Esox lucius (northern pike) is the source of this 4462-nucleotide messenger RNA. It is a transcript of the gene ldlrb, whose product is annotated as low density lipoprotein receptor b. Gene Ontology annotation, molecular function: calcium ion binding; protein binding. The transcript has 17 exons. Bases 181 to 2814 code for a protein of 877 amino acids. The record is from RefSeq and is a predicted model, not a curated record. NCBI's taxonomy places the organism in Eukaryota, Metazoa, Chordata, Actinopteri, Esociformes, Esocidae.
ACUCUAAAAUGUAAUAUCUCGACCUGGCACUCUUCCUGAACGCACAAGUGUGCGUGUCUUCAAUACAGACACAAUAAACAGAAAUUCGUUUACCAGAAUUUUUCCAACAAGCCUCAGAAGCAUCUCUUAGUUGACUUGAUAUAGUGCUGUGCUAAAGAGUGCCGGGUAGCUGAUAUUUGGAUGAAGAAAGACUACCCAAAUUGCGUAGAAGAGAUGCUGCCGACUCGGAUUGAAAUCACCCGCCUGACAUGUUUGGUGCUGCUUUUCCACUGUUUAGCUCCGUCAGUAGAUGCUGUGUAUAAAUGCAGGGAGGAUCAGUUCAGCUGUGAUAACAGGAAAUGUAUCACCAGCCGAUGGGUCUGCGACGGAGGUGAUGACUGCGGCGAUGGGUCGGACGAGCUGCCCGCCGCCUGUGCGGCUAAGACCUGCCGGCCCAAUGAGUUCAAUUGUGGAGCACCGCGGAACCAGUGUAUCCCUGGAACGUGGCACUGCGACGGCAAAGCGGACUGUGACAAUGAAGCAGAUGAGAAAAGCUGUGCCACAAAGACCUGCAGUGACAACCAGUUCAGCUGUUCCAACGGCCAGUGCAUCGCCAAAUCGUUUGUGUGCGACAAAGACAACGACUGCUCCGACGGUUCUGACGAGACGUCCUGCCCCACGGCGACCUGCGGCCCCUCCGCCUUUCAGUGUAACAACACCGUGUGCGUGCCGAGCCUCUGGGCCUGCGACGGCGACGCCGACUGCGCCGACGGUUCGGACGAGUGGCCCCAGAACUGUGCCGGGAGGGACACCAAACCCACCCCAAAGACCUGUGGGACGCACGAGUUCCACUGCGGAAGCGGCGAGUGCAUCCACAAGAGUUGGAGGUGUGACGGAGGAAAGGACUGUGUGGAUAACUCAGACGAGACCAACUGCACCCGGGCCACCUGCCGGCCUGAUGAGUUUCAGUGUACCUACGGCUCCUGCAUCCAUGGUAGCCGACAGUGUGAUGGCAGGAUUGACUGCAGGGAUCUGAGCGAUGAGAUGGGCUGUGCACGUGUAAAAACAUGCACCGGUCCGGAUAACUUCAAGUGUCAGUCUGGCGACUGCAUUGCCAUGGACAAGGUCUGCAAUGGGCGGAGCGACUGUCGCGACUGGUCAGACGAACCGGUCAGCCAGUGUGGCAAAAAUGAGUGUCUAGCUGAUAACGGCGGGUGCUCUCACAUCUGUACUGACCUGAAAAUUGGUUUUAAUUGUUCCUGUGGUGCUGGAUACAGUCUAGGGGAGGACAUGAAGAGCUGUAAAGAUAUUGAUGAGUGUGCCAGCCCAGACACCUGCAGCCAGAUCUGCGUGAAUGUCCCGGGAAGCUACAAGUGUGAGUGUGAGGAGGGCUACGACCUGGACCCCAAGACCCACACCUGCAAGGCAAUCUCAGGUACAGUCCCAUACCUGUUAUUCACGAACCGCCACGAGGUGAGGAAGAUGACCACUGAUCGCAGAGAAUACGAACGUCUGAUCCCAAGUCUGAGGAACGUGGUGUCCCUUGACAUGGACAUGCCUGGGAAAAAGAUCUUCUGGUCUGACCUCCACCACAAGAAGAUCUACAGCGCUGACAUUACCCAGGCUGGGAACUCCUCCUACCACAGUGUGGUGAUUGACAGCGGGUUGGAGGCGCCGGAGGGCCUCGCCGUUGACUGGAUCCACGGCAACAUUUACUGGACGGACAGCGCUCGCAGGACUAUCACCGUGGCAACGACAGACGGUACUCGGAGAAAGACGGUGAUCAAUGAGGGGCUGGAUAAACCCAGAGGCAUCGUGGUGGACCCCGUCAAGAAUUUCAUGUACUGGACCGAUUGGGGGGAUGAGGCGAAGAUCGAGAAGAGUGGGCUGAACGGAGCCAACCGCGUUCCCUUGGUAACCGACAACAUUUUGUGGCCGAAUGGCAUCACUCUGGACAUGGUUAACCAGAGGCUGUACUGGGUGGACUCUAAAAUGCACACCCUCUCCAGCAUCGAUGUCAUCGGAGGCGGACGACACACGCUCAUCUACAACGAGGAAAAGCUGUCUCACCCCCUCUCUCUCGCAGUCUUUGAGGAGAAAGUAUUCUGGACUGACAUGGAAAACAACGUGGUCAUGAGUGCCAGCCGCUUGACAGGAAUGAACAUCACGGUACUGGCAGCCGACCUGAACCAGCCGGAAGACAUCAUCGUGUACCACGACCUCAAGCAGCCUGUCGGAACGAACUGGUGCAGAGGUGAUGAAUUAGUGAAUGGAGGUUGUGAGUUCCUGUGUCUACCUGCGCCCCAGAUCAAUCAACACUCCCCCAAAUACACCUGUGCCUGUCCGGAUAACAUGAGGCUGGGCCCAGACAUGAGGAAGUGCAUUGCAGGAACCACCGCUCCCCCUGCCGAGCCCAAAACGGUCCCUCCCGGACAUCCAACCAAACCCACCACCACCAUCACCACCACCACCACCACCACAUCCAGUGCCCCCCGAGUCCAACCCCCGGAUCCAACCACCAGGUCCUCAACCACCCACAGCCCCCAGGGGGCUGAGGUCACAGGGCAGAAUGGAUAUGUUGCCAUGCCCAAAGCGGCCGAGUCCUCACACCCCAUAGCAAUCUACAUCCUGAUACCAAUCGUUACGUGCAUGGGGCUGUUUCUCACAUUGUGGCUGUGGAGAACCUGGCGGCUGAAGAACACCAACACCAUCCACUUCGACAACCCUGUGUACCAGAAGACCACCGAGGACGAGAUGCACAUCUGUAGGACGAGUGAGGACGGCUACUCCUACCCAGAGAGACAGAUGGUUCGACUGGAUGAAGACCUGGCAUGACUAGUAGAGGAAGAAGAGCAGGUGGACAUGAAGCGUUGUAUUUAAAAAAAACAAGGACUUUUAUCUUGUACGAAAAGGUGACAGAUGAAAACGAUGGAGGUCAUUUUGACACUGAUGCUGCUGACACCCAUUAGUUCCAGUUCCAGUGUGAGCACCUCAUCGCUGCGACCUCAUUUACUCCUGUAAGAAAGAAAAAGAAAAGAAAAAAGGAAUGGAAGGUGGGAAGUUUCAAAUGCAAACCACUUGAAGACGACCAUCCAUCCUUAAUGCUCUUGGGGACUUUUAUCGGGCCUUGAAAAUGAGUGUUCUAGUGAACUACAACCCUGAAGAAAAAGGACUUAAAAAUGAACGCUAGUGUGAAUGCAGAGAUGACGUGUUGGCCCUUCAUAAUUCUCUCAUGUAGAUCUCUUUUCCUGAUGUAGCUUCUGGAGACACGUUGAAGUUCUGACAGUGACAAAUGACUCCAUAUGUUUUUGUUUUAUAUCAUUUUGCAGCUUUUUUCUAAAUGUGUACAUUUGGCUUGUUGCUGCAGUGUAUGUACACUACCUUUUGUUUAAAUUUUGCACAUAGUUGUGCAUUGCACUAUACGCACCAAGGACAACCUAAAUCUCCUAUACAUUCCAUUGUUAACGUCAGUUUGGGACUGCCUCCUUGGUGAAGAAAAUACAAUUUGCACAAGAUUGUGAUUUAAAUAGGCUGCAGUUAAAGAGCUGUCUUGUCAUGUCUUGUCACACAAUCAGUGUGUAUGUUUACUGUGUACUUACAGGGGUGGAAAUUAAUCUAGCUUGUGGCUGGUACUCCUCUGACAGGGCUGCUGGACAAUGGUGGCCAGCGUGGCCGCUGACCAAAACCUUUAUGUUCCAUCGCUGUGUGCUUACCAAUGUAGAAUAAGAACUUUGUAGUACAUCGUCAACUGACACGGACACGCCGCGACUAGUCGGUUUAUCACCAAACAUCCCCUGAAAGUCUUUGCUGUCAACACAAGCAUUCCUACACUCACUCUUCCAAUGCAAAGGUGUGGCAAAGCACAGUGCGAUGGGCAGCGAACAGGGAAGUCCUUGUGACCUUCUUAUAGCGUAGCCACACUACGUACGUCUGAGGGUAGUUCUCGUCUUUGCGUCGACAGCAGCCAUUCUGUCUCCGGGUGAACAUUAUCUCAUGGCCUCCUGUGAACUAUUGGCUUCCAUCAGCCAGUGAUUGGCUAACUGCCGCUGGUCGGGACAUGGCUUUACACACCUUUUUGGCCUUUCAAACUAUGAACAUAUGCAUCAAAUUACACACAAUUCUAUUAUCUCCGUGAGCACGCCUCCUUUUUAUGGCCAGUUUUGAGGAUAACAGAAGGCUGGGUGUUUAUUAUUUCUUUGGAAAGGGGUGGGGGUAGGUGUGUUGUAUUCUGCUCUGUAAAGAGUAAAGCCUUGGGUUGUAACGACAGGAUGAAUGAUGACUUCUGAGAUUGUUUAUAAACUGUGUAAGUCUUUGUAAAUAGUUCACUGUAUGUGCCUGUUGCAUUUUAUUUUAUUUUUUCAAAAAGACUUGAAGAUUUUUUAUGUAAAUAUUACAGAUACAUUUUAUUUAUUGCAAUGUGUUUAUUUUAUGUAAAUAUAUACGUGGUAACCCAGUAAAUGUAUUCCCAUCUGAGUUAAAAAAA